GGAAGCACCCACCCCGCCGCGCGGCGCGCCCGGGAGCGCGUGCCCGCCGCCCGCCCCGCCCCGCCCCGCCCCGCGGCCGCGCGCAACAGGCCGGGCGGGUUUGCCUCCCCUCACAGCUUCGCCUGGAAGGCGGGACGAUGCCCAAGAAAGCAAAGCCCGCGGGGACUGGGCAGGAAGAGGGGCCUGCUCCCUGCAAACAGCCGAAGGCGGAGGCGGCGGGGGCGCCCCUCGCUUUAAACUUCGACAGCCCCAGUGGCUUCUUCGAAAGUUUAAUCUCGCCCGUCCAGACGGAGACUUUCUUCAAGGAGUUCUGGGAGCAGAAGCCCCUGCUCAUUCAGAGAGAGGACCCUGCGCUGGCCGCGUAUUACCAGGCGCUGUUCAGGCUCUCAGACCUGAAGAGCCUGUGCGGCCGGGGUCUGUACUAUGGCCGGGACGUAAAUGUCUGCCGCUGUGUCCACGGGAAGAAGAAGGUUUUAAAUAAAGAUGGCAAAGUGCACUUCCUCCAGCUGAGAAAAGAUUUCGAUCAGAAAAGGGCAACAAUUCAGUUUCACCAGCCUCAGAGAUUUAAGGAUGAGCUUUGGAGGAUCCAGGAGAAGCUGGAAUGCUACUUUGGCUCCUUGGUUGGCUCGAAUGUGUACAUAACCCCUGCCGGCUCGCAGGGCCUGCCGCCCCAUUAUGAUGACGUUGAGGUGUUCAUCCUGCAGCUGGAGGGGCAGAAACACUGGCGCCUCUACCACCCCACGGUGCCCCUGGCCCGCGAGUACAGCCUGGAGGCGGAGGACAGGCUCGGGAGGCCGGCACACGAGUUCACGUUGAAGGCUGGUGACUUGCUGUACUUUCCCAGAGGGACCAUCCAUCAAGCGGACACGCCCCCGGGGCUGGCCCACUCCACUCACCUGACCAUCAGCACCUACCAGAGCAGUUCGUGGGGAGAUUUCCUUUUGGACACCAUUUCGGGGCUUGUGUUUGAUGCCGCAAAGGAAGAUGUGGCGUUCCGGGCAGGCAUCCCCCGGCAGCUGCUCCUGCAGGUGGAAACCACAGCCGAUGUGAGGCGGAGAUUAAGUGGCUUUCUGAGGACGCUUGCCGACCGCCUGGAAGGCACCAACCAGCUGCUUUCAUCCGACAUGAAGAAGGACUUUGUCAUGAACAGACUCCCCCCUUUCCACGUGGGAGACGGAGCAGCGCUCUCCAUGCCAGGCGGACAGUUGCCGAGGUUGGACAGCAUCGUGAGGCUGCGCUACAAAGACCACAUCGUCCUCACGGUGAUGCCGGAUCAGGGUGGGUCUGAUGAAACUCAAGAAAAGAUGGUUUACAUCUACCACUCCUUACAGAACAGGAGAGAGACACACAUGAUGGGGAGCGAGGAAACAGAGGCUCAUGGACUUCGUUUUCCUUUAUCUCAUGUGGAUGCACUGAAGCAAAUUUGGAGCAGCUCAGCGAUUUCUGUCAAGGACCUGAAACUUGCUACAGAUGAGGAAAAGGAGAGCCUGGCCUUGUCUCUCUGGACAGAAUGUUUACUCCAGGUAGUCUAGCGCCUCUACGCACCGUGUCUAGGAUUUUGCAUACACAGGAAAAGCAAACAUUUAUAUGUUGGGGGCCCCUGCUGCUCUGAGUAGCAGACAGGGCUGGAGGGAUGGUUACAUACAACUUGACUGCAUGUGUUCUGGUAACAGGAGACCCACCGGUUACAAGUGGUCGUAUGCAUUAAAGAAAGGAUGGCACAUUACUCCGUGUCCUAGAAAGUGGCAAAUCCGUACUUGUGACAGGUUUAUUUAUCCAGUGUGGUAGAAAAGGCACAACGACAAUAAAGGUAUCAUUUAAAUUUAGAAGUU
Molecule: messenger RNA, 1832 nt
Organism: Myotis daubentonii (Daubenton's bat)
Lineage: Eukaryota; Metazoa; Chordata; Mammalia; Chiroptera; Vespertilionidae
Gene: RIOX2
Product: ribosomal oxygenase 2
Cellular component (GO): nucleolus
Molecular function (GO): histone H3K36 demethylase activity; histone H3K4 demethylase activity
Source: RefSeq, a predicted model, not a curated record